Messenger RNA from Mya arenaria, 1806 nucleotides. RefSeq lists its product as uncharacterized. Bases 59 to 1624 code for a protein of 521 amino acids. The record is from RefSeq and is a predicted model, not a curated record. Lineage: Eukaryota; Metazoa; Mollusca; Bivalvia; Myida; Myidae. The transcript is spliced from 3 exons.
AGCGGAAAUUUACUUCCGGGGACUACACAAACCAGGAAGUAAACAGCAACAAGUGAAAAUGGAAAGUAAAGAUUCAAAACUAAUAAAGAAAACGGGCAGGAAAACCCCUAAGUACUGUUGUAUUUGUAAAGGAAUUUACAGAGGAAAGGUUAUUGAUGGGAGAAAAGUGUCAUUGCACCGUUUUCCUCAGAACAAACGUUUAAAACGUGUGUGGGUGCAGCGAUGUAAAACGGUCAUGAGAUCGUUCCAGUGGAAUGAACACAGACGAUUGUGUAGUGAGCAUUUUGUUGGCUUCAGAGGACCUUCAUUCCAGCAUACACUUCCAUCUAUGUUUCCAACUGAGACUGGUGCUACCAAAACCUUCCAGCCAACGCUCCUUGAUGAAGACGUAGGUGAUGAUGAUGAUGGUGAUACGGUCAAUGACGAUUUAGACCUAGAACUGUCAAAUGAUGAUAGUAUACAGCCACAACUGUCAUUUGUAUCCCCUUCCGGGCAUGCCAUUGAUACCUCUGUCCACCUGCAUGAUUACUGCAUGGGACCAGUACUACAGCCACAGAAUCAGUCCUUUAGAUGUUGUGACACACAGACUGAGAACAACUGUGCAGUGAUGGAAGUACAAACUGAAGAAAGUUUCCUGGGAAAAACAGCAGACUUCAGUUCACAAACAGAACAUUCUACUAGAGACUUUGGUGUACAAUGUCAGCUACCUAUGCUCACAUAUGAUGACGUAAAAUACAAUGACGAUUUGGUCAGUUUUUACACCGGAAUCCCUAAUCGAGUUGUGUUUGAAGCUUUGUUUGAUGAAAUCAAGGAUGAAGCUGAAGUGCGGACAUCAAGGCGGAAACUUAACUAUAAAGAUUCAGAUGGAGGACGGCCAAGAACUCUAAGUGUUCUGGAUGAAUUUUUCAUGGUGCUGAUGCGCCUACGUCUAGGUCUGUUAUUUGAAGAUCUAGGUACUAGGUUUUGCAUAUCCACUUCACAAUGUAGUGACAUUGUUGAAAGAUGGAUCAACUAUUUACAUGUACAAUUAUCCUUUCUUGUUCAAUGGCCAUCUCGUGAGGUAGUGAAAAAUAACAUGCCUGAACAAUUUAAAGAGAAAUAUUCUAACACUAGAAUUAUUAUCGACUGCACUGAAAUUUACAGUGAAACAUCCAGUUCUCUUUCUUUGAAAAGUUUAAUGUACAGUGAUUACAAGUCUCACAUGACUCAUAAGAUUUUGGUGGGUAUAAGCCCAAAUGGUGUUGUAACUUUUGUUUCUGACUGUUGGGUGGGCUGUACCAGUGACAAGAAACUCACAGAAAAAUGUGGACUCUUGGACUUGCUUGAAGAAGGAGACGCCAUAAUGGUUGAUAAGGGUUUCACUAUUACAGACCUUACUACUCCAAGAGGCAUUCAUCUCAUUAUUCCACCAUUUAAACAGAAAGGAAAACAAUUCUCUAAACGUGAGGUUCUCCUUACAAAAGAUAUUGCAAGUUUACGAAUACAUGUUGAAAGGCAAAUGGAGAGAAUCAAGAACUUUCGAAUAUUGCAUGGCAAUAUUCCUAUAACACAGUCAAGGAGAAUUUCUAAAGUGUUCAAAAUAUGCACAUAUUUGACAAAUCUAUGGCCACCACUUGUUCAAUAAUAACUCAUGUGUCAAUGAAAGCGUUUGUAUAUAUCAAGCAUUAGAUUUAGGGAUAAAAACUUGUAUACUUCUAACUAGAACAAUGAAAUUACAAUUUUGUUUUAAAAUCAUUUUUUCGAGCAAGUUAUAUGAUAACAUAUGAGAUUACACAUUUGAUUCAGGUUUGACAAAAAUGGAUAAGG